AUUAUAAAUAAUUAUAUUUGAUAAUUGUGUCUUUUAAUUUUUUUAUAAUUCACUUAUUUAAUUUUUCCAUGUUAAGAAUAUAGAUAAUUCUUUAUCUUUUAUCAUUAUUUUUUAACUGUCAUCUUAGUUUCAGAACCCGACCCAUUCCGAUGUGCAGCCCUAGCAGCUACCGAAAAAUGAACUCUCUGUUUAAACCCACUCGUCGAUGAACGAUUCAAGAAAUAGCAGCCAGGAAAUUAAGUAAGAACUUCAAAAAGCAUUACCAAUUAACAAUUCGAAGAUUUUUGUUUCAUUUCAUGAUGUACGGGGUUAGAGAAACGCGACUGCUGUGUCGCAGGGGGUUCCAUACGCUGUCUCGUGAUGGUCCCACGGAAACAUUGAAGAGAAGGGUUGCUGAGUUGCAGAAGACGAGGAAAAAGAAGAAUCCUAAGAAGCAUGAGGUGUUUGUGGAGGUUCCUGAAUCAAAAUCGUUUCUUGAUACAGCAACUAUGCCAAUGAUUCUUACUGUUGUUGGUACUGCACUCGUUGCAAAGCUCCUUAUGAUGCAUGACGAUUCAAAAUCCCAAGAAAUGAUUGAGCGCAAAAUAAAGAAUGCUCCUCCUGGUCAAGGCACAGUACGGAUGCUUACUCGUGAAGAGUGGGAGGAAAUUCGAGAGGUUAGGCCGAGGACUCCUUUUGAAUCCAAACUUGCUCGUCCAAAUGCAAGAAUAAGAACUGGAGAGUCAUUGCACUUGCAAGAUUUGAAGGAUUGGACGAUUGAUGUGCUCACAGAUGCAGUUACACGUGUUGAAGAAAGUGUCAAAAGCAAUUCAUGACCGCAAGCAAUUGAGAAAAAAAGAAGUCUGGGCAUCAUUCACUAGUUAAGAGCCUUGGCUAUUUUGGUAUCUAAUGUACAUGAUAGUAAUGGUUUGUGCUCCAGGGUGAAAGAAUAAAAAUGAUAUCUGAUUAAAUGCCAUCAAAAUGUAUUUCUGGGUAAUUUAUCUAAUCUCCAGUUGUAUAUGUGCGUGAUCACAUUCAAUAACCGCCAGGUUCAAUUUUAAAAGCGCUGAUUUUGGCUAUAGAAAGGAUGGAUUUACUUCAUGCAAA
Jatropha curcas is the source of this 1086-nucleotide messenger RNA. Its product is annotated as cytoplasmic dynein 2 light intermediate chain. The record is from RefSeq and is a predicted model, not a curated record. NCBI's taxonomy places the organism in Eukaryota, Viridiplantae, Streptophyta, Magnoliopsida, Malpighiales, Euphorbiaceae.